AUGCAUUUGUGCGAGAUGCGUGGCAUGCCGCAGCGGUUGCAACCUCAGUGUUUGACCAACGAAAGCGAAAUUCAAAUUAAAAUCAAAAGCAAAAUCAAAAAUAAAACUGCCAGCGAGAUCAAACGCCGACACAGAAACAAUCGAGAUUUUCAUGGGGAGCGGCUAAAAAUAAUGCCAGUCGAUCGGAGUCGACGCGCAGUAUUCCCACUGCUGCUGCUCCUCGCGGGAUUAAACGGAUUAACUCAAGUCGGAGCGCUCAAGGGUGAAAAUCCACGCAUCAUCGAGCAUCCCAUGGACACGACUGUGCCAAAAAAUGAUCCAUUUACGUUUAAUUGCCAGGCCGAGGGCAAUCCAACACCAACCAUUCAGUGGUUUAAGGACGGUCGCGAACUGAAGACGGAUACGGGCUCGCAUCGCAUAAUGCUGCCCGCCGGGGGUCUAUUCUUUCUGAAGGUUAUCCACUCACGUAGAGAGAGCGAUGCGGGCACUUACUGGUGCGAGGCCAAAAACGAGUUUGGAGUGGCGCGGUCCAGGAAUGCAACGUUGCAAGUGGCAUUUCUACGCGACGAAUUCCGUUUGGAGCCGGCAAAUACCCGCGUGGCCCAAGGCGAGGUGGCCCUGAUGGAAUGCGGUGCCCCCCGAGGAUCUCCGGAGCCGCAAAUCUCGUGGCGCAAGAACGGCCAGACCCUGAAUCUCGUCGGGAACAAGCGGAUUCGCAUUGUCGACGGCGGCAAUCUGGCCAUCCAGGAAGCGCGCCAAUCGGACGACGGACGCUACCAGUGCGUGGUCAAGAAUGUGGUUGGCACCCGGGAGUCGGCCACCGCCUUUCUCAAAGUGCAUGUACGUCCAUUCCUCAUCCGAGGACCCCAGAACCAGACGGCGGUGGUGGGCAGCUCGGUGGUCUUCCAGUGCCGCAUCGGAGGCGAUCCCCUGCCCGAUGUCCUGUGGCGACGCACUGCCUCCGGCGGCAAUAUGCCACUGCGUCGUGUGCACGUACUUGAGGACCGCAGUCUGAAGCUGGACGACGUUACUCUGGAGGACAUGGGCGAGUACACUUGCGAGGCGGACAAUGCGGUGGGCGGCAUCACGGCCACGGGCAUCCUCACCGUUCACGCUCCCCCCAAAUUUGUGAUACGCCCCAAGAAUCAGCUGGUGGAGAUCGGUGAUGAAGUGCUGUUCGAGUGCCAAGCGAAUGGACAUCCCCGACCAACGCUCUACUGGUCGGUGGAGGGCAACAGCUCCCUGCUGCUCCCCGGCUACCGGGAUGGCCGCAUGGAAGUGACCCUGACGCCCGAGGGGCGCUCGGUGCUCUCGAUAGCUCGAUUUGCCCGUGAGGAUUCCGGAAAGGUGGUCACUUGCAACGCCCUGAACGCCGUGGGCAGCGUCAGCAGUCGGACUGUGGUCAGUGUGGAUACGCAGUUCGAGCUGCCACCGCCGAUUAUCGAACAGGGGCCCGUGAAUCAAACAUUACCCGUUAAAUCAAUUGUGGUUCUGCCUUGCCGUACUCUGGGCACCCCAGUGCCACAGGUCUCUUGGUACCUGGAUGGCAUACCCAUCGAUGUGCAGGAGCACGAGCGGCGGAAUCUCUCGGACGCUGGAGCCUUAACCAUUUCGGAUCUUCAGCGCCACGAGGAUGAAGGCUUGUACACCUGCGUGGCCAGCAAUCGCAACGGAAAAUCCUCUUGGAGUGGUUACCUUCGUCUGGACACCCCGACAAAUCCGAAUAUCAAGUUCUUCAGAGCCGCAGAGCUUUCCACCUACCCAGGGCCGCCAGGAAAACCGCAAAUGGUGGAAAAGGGCGAAAAUUCGGUGACUCUUAGCUGGACGAGGAGCAACAAAGUGGGCGGCUCCAGUCUGGUGGGCUAUGUAAUCGAGAUGUUUGGCAAAAACGAAACGGAUGGCUGGGUGGCUGUGGGCACCAGGGUGCAAAAUACCACGUUUACCCAAACGGGUCUGCUGCCGGGUGUGAAUUACUUCUUCCUAAUUCGAGCCGAGAACUCCCACGGCUUAUCACUGCCCAGUCCGAUGUCGGAACCCAUUACGGUGGGAACGCGCUACUUCAAUAGUGGUCUGGAUCUGAGCGAGGCUCGUGCCAGUCUGCUGUCCGGAGAUGUUGUGGAGCUGAGCAACGCCAGUGUGGUGGACUCCACUAGCAUGAAGCUCACCUGGCAGAUCAUCAAUGGCAAAUACGUCGAGGGUUUCUAUGUCUAUGCGCGACAGUUGCCAAAUCCAACAGUCAAAAAUCCGGCGCCCGUUACUAGCAAUACCAAUCCGCUGCUGGGCUCCACAUCCACAUCCGCAUCCGCCUCGGCAUCGGCAUUGAUUUCGACAAAGCCAAAUAUUGCCGCUGCCGGUAAACGUGAUGGGGAGACCAACCAGAGUGGAGGAGGAGCUCCGGCCCCACUGAACACCAAGUAUCGCAUGCUAACGAUUCUCAAUGGCGGUGGCGCCUCAUCCUGCACCAUCACCGGGCUCGUCCAGUACACGCUGUAUGAAUUUUUCAUCGUGCCAUUUUACAAAUCCGUCGAGGGCAAGCCGUCGAAUUCGCGCAUCGCUCGCACCCUUGAAGAUGUUCCCUCUGAAGCGCCAUAUGGAAUGGAGGCUCUGCUGCUCAACUCCUCCGCGGUCUUCCUGAAAUGGAAGGCACCAGAACUCAAGGAUCGGCAUGGCGUUCUCUUGAACUAUCAUGUUAUAGUCCGAGGUAUUGACACUGCCCACAAUUUCUCGCGCAUUUUGACAAAUGUCACCAUCGAUGCCGCUUCGCCUACUCUGGUUUUGGCCAACCUCACCGAAGGCGUCAUGUACACCGUGGGCGUGGCGGCCGGAAAUAACGCUGGAAUCGGUCCCUAUUGUGUGCCUGCAACUUUGCGUUUGGAUCCCAUCACAAAGCGACUCGAUCCGUUCAUCAAUCAGCGCUAUCCCAUCAAUCAGGACAAUGUUAACGAUGUGCUGACGCAGCCGUGGUUCAUAAUACUCCUGGGCGCCAUCCUGGCCGUCCUUAUGCUGUCCUUUGGCGCAAUGGUCUUUGUGAAGCGCAAGCACAUGAUGAUGAAGCAGUCGGCCCUAAAUACCAUGCGUGGCAAUCACACGAGCGACGUGCUCAAAAUGCCGAGUCUAUCGACGCGCAAUGGAAACGGCUACUGGCUGGACUCCUCCACCGGCGGAAUGGUGUGGCGUCCCUCGCCCGGCGGCGACUCGCUGGAGAUGCAAAAGGAUCACAUCGCCGACUAUGCUCCGGUCUGCGGUGCCCCCGGUUCUCCGGCCGGCGGUGGCGCCUCUUCCGGUGGCUCCGGUGGCGCGGGCAGCGGUGGCAGCGGCGGCGAUGACAUUCAUGGAGGACACGGCAGCGAACGCAAUCAGCAGCGGUACGUGGGCGAGUACUCCAACAUACCGACCGACUACGCAGAGGUGUCCAGUUUUGGCAAGGCACCCAGCGAGUAUGGGCGGCAUGGCAACGCCUCCCCGGCCCCGUAUGCCACCUCUUCGAUCCUGAGCCCCCACCAGCAGCAACAGCAGCAGCAGCCGCGUUAUCAACAGCGACCAGUGCCCGGCUAUGGCCUCCAGCGCCACAUGCAUCCACACUACCAACAGCAGCAGCAGCAACAGCAACAGGCGCAGCAGCAGCACCAGGCUCUCCAGCAGCACCAGCAACUGCCACCCAGCAACAUCUACCAGCAGAUGUCCACCACCAGCGAGAUAUACCCCACAAACACGGGCCCUCCGCGUUCCGUCUACUCCGAGCAGUAUUACUACCCCAAGGACAAGCAGAGGCACAUCCACAUCACCGAGAACAAGCUGAGCAACUGCCACACCUACGAGGCGGCUCCUGGAGCCAAGCAGUCCUCGCCGAUAUCCUCGCAAUUCGCCAGCGUGAGGCGGCAGCAGCUGCCGCCCAACUGCAGCAUCGGCAGGGAAAGCGCCCGCUUCAAGGUGCUGAACACGGAUCAGGGCAAGAACCAGCAGAAUCUUCUGGACCUCGACGGCUCCUCCAUGUGCUACAACGGUCUGGCGGACUCGGGCUGCGGUGGCUCUCCCUCCCCGAUGGCCAUGCUGAUGUCGCACGAGGACGAGCACGCGCUGUACCACACGGCGGAUGGGGAUCUGGACGACAUGGAACGACUGUACGUCAAGGUGGAUGAGCAGCAGCCUCCGCAGCAGCAGCAGCAGCUGAUUCCCCUGGUGCCACAGCAUCCGGCGGAAGGACACCUGCAGUCCUGGCGGAAUCAGAGCACGCGGAGCAGUCGGAAGAACGGCCAGGAAUGCAUCAAGGAACCCAGCGAGUUGAUCUACGCUCCGGGAAGCGUGGCCAGCGAACGGAGCCUCCUCAGCAACUCGGGUAGCGGCAUCAGCAGCCAGCCAGCUGGCCACAAUGUCUGACCUUUGCUCCCUGGUUCAUCCUUGGGCCAGUCUCAGUCCAAAUCCCAGUCGCAAUCCCAGAGUGAUCUGCAGUCCCAGGAACAGCUCUACGCUCGGGAAGUGAGGGAACUACUCGCCUGGUGCGAACGCUUCAACAACGGAGGAGUGGAGAACUUUGAGUAGCCUGGUUAGGAAGGAGGGGUAUUUGGAGGGGGGUGUGCUGAAGGAAAGAUUGUGCGAAAGAAAGGGUACGCAUUGAACAGCUGGGCAGGAUCAAGGAACAGGUGAAGCGAAUGGUGUGGUGGUCUGAUUUCUGUAAGGGUUGAGCUUAAAGAAUAACUUGAAUACUUGUGUUUUUGAAAACAUUUGAUCUAAAAUUUUGAAUCUGAACAACUGGUAAAUCAACCAUGCUUUUUGUAUCAUUUAUCCCUCAUGAUUUAUUUGUAUGCAAUGUGUUUCUUGACCCUUAAAAAUUGACUGCCUUGAGCUUUGCUUGUUCCCUGCUGCGUUUGUCACAAAUAAGAAAUGUGACCAAGACUGAGACUGACAGAGUGCGAGAUUCGUGUGAGGAUUACAUUUAGUUUGAUUAGUAUUACAAGGUUUCGUUUCUAUGUGAAGAAAGCCGAGCUCUGAACUCUGAGCCAUCGGCCCUAUGCUAGUGAUAGACAUAUUACUCUUUCUCCAUCUCUCCGGCUCAAUCUAUCUCUACUCGCGCUAAUCUCCGACUAAGAACUGCUUUCGUUACACUUUAGACUAAGGUAGCUAUAGCAAAGAUCACUGUAAAUGAAAGAAAACGUAUGAUAAGUUCCUCCAAGUAUGCAGACGAUGAUAGCCAAAACUCUGCGUUAGCUUUAGAGUAUGCAUAUAUAGUGUAUACACCCACUUAGAUAGAUCGAUGGGCAGCAUUUUGUUUGUUACUUAAGGGGUUCGUAAUUAGGCUAAGCGUCCAGGCAGAUAUCAAUUCAGUAGCCACGAAUGUUUAUCCAGUAAGUGUACAUAUUGUAAUGCACUAGCUGUAGUUAAUUAUACGUACGCAUAUAUAUCUCUAUAAUAUCAAAUGAAUUAUUCAAUAUAAUUAUGCAAAUGUGAACACAAAUGAGUAGACGUAACGAAUAAUAUUUAACAUGAAUAGUUACAGACAAGUGAAUAAAUUGUGCAUAUAGUAAUUUAAACCGUAAUCAUAAUCAUCGCAGCCCACACGCCCCACUAAUUAGUUGUUGUUUAAAUACCCGUACGCAUACAUACACACCUAUCUAACCCGUUUAGUAAUAGAAAUACCACCCAGGCAUAUAUGAAAAAUCCUUCAAUUUGAGCCAAGAAUAGCAAGAUCCUUUUUACUCCCUUCUUCGGUUCGCACUAAUGAACUGCGCGAAAAGGCAGGCAAUUAUAUAUAGAUAUAUCCAUCGAUUUCAGAACGUCAGCAAGCACAGGUUCGUUCAGCAUGUUGUUUAUCGCACCCCAAAUGAUGGAAAUUAAGUGCGUUUUGUAUGUGUGUCUAUGCGUAAUUGUAAUUAUUGAUAUCGAAUACGUAUUUACAAUGUAGCAAUUACAGAAGCAAAAUAAAAAUGCCAUAAUUAUGAAAUUAAAACCAACAAAA
Drosophila sechellia is the source of this 5953-nucleotide messenger RNA. RefSeq names its product roundabout 2 (gene robo2). The coding region runs from base 1 to 4377 and encodes 1458 amino acids. The record is from RefSeq and is a predicted model, not a curated record. The transcript has 14 exons. NCBI's taxonomy places the organism in Eukaryota, Metazoa, Arthropoda, Insecta, Diptera, Drosophilidae. Gene Ontology annotation, molecular function: protein binding.